CGCGCGAGAGCUCGUGCGGUGCUGUAGCAACAGAGGCUUCGCGGAGCCACAGGGAGUUGGAGUUGGAGUUGUCGGGGGGAGGGGAUAGCGAGCUUAGGUCGGAUCCAAUGUGUUUAUGUGCGUGUGUUGGUGUCUAUGAGAAGGAGGGAGAGUGCAUUAUGUGGCCUGCUUGUCCAGUAAUCAUCGGCCAAAAUGCUCGAUCUCUCCCUUCGCUCUAGUGGAGCGAACGAGUGAUCUCGGGGCGCCGAGGACGGCAGCGGGGAGAGAUCGCCGAGUGCGUGUGCGGAAUAACACACGAAAGAGGACGGGAAGAAAACUUAAACAUGGCGUUGAGGGAGGAGGGGGAUUCGGCGGCGCACAACAACACCAGCAACGCCAAGUGCCCAGAGGAGAACAGUCGCAAUGGUUAUGUGAAGAGCUGCGUCACCCCGCUGAAACAGGACGGCGGGUUUUCCAUCUGCAGGUGGUGUAACUUGGAGAGGCUCGGCUUGGUGCGUCCGAAACUUGCAGCCUUUUACCUCGGGGGCGGCUGCAGUGCCUUUGCAAUCGUCGCUCUAUCCAUCGUGGCCAGGAGAUGCCUGGACGCGGAGUUUCUUUCAUCCUUGCUGCAGACUUUCCAGGCGGUAUGGGCAAUCGCAUUCCAGUCUCUCAGUCCUCUCUUUAGCAUCUGCUGUGCCUUCUUUUGGUUGACAUUUUAUCUGAGGAAGAGCAAACGCGAAAGCAGCACGGCUUGGCUUCUGUCAUUGCCUCCAUGUUGCUACCUCGGAGAUUUCUUGGUGGUGCAAGUUUUGGUCGGUGAGGACCAGCUGUUUCUUUGCAGGUUGCUGGCUCCGGCCGUGGUGCUGGGUUGCGUGGGCUUUCUGACAUUACUUUCCACUUUGAAAGUGAAACAGAGCGUCCUGAUCUUGUUGUUCGCCGGCGUUCUUAGGUUGGCUUCCAUCACCAGUUUGAUCGCCCUCCCAGCAGCUCUGAGACCCCUGUUGGCCUGUGGGGUCGGGAUGGUGGGGGCUACCAUUGCUGUAUAUUUUGAUUACCUAUUUCCGAGAGAAGCCCGUCGUAGGAUAACCACAGAAGAAAAAAUCCCAGUGAUCAAACCACGCAGGAGAUCGAGUUGUGUUUCGUUGGGAGAAACAUCAACAAGCUAUUAUGGUGGAUGCAAGAUGCCCAGGAGGACGUCGUUGCCUUGCAUAUCGAGGGAGCAGAUGAUCCUAUGGGACUGGGACUUGAAACAAUGGUUCAGAAAUUAUCAAUAUCAGAAUUCCAGUAGUGGUUAUGGAUUGGAUCCUGCUGUUAUGGGUGAGGUGCAAAGCCUGGUUACAGAUCUUCUUGCUGACCCGUCUCUCCCUUCGAGCAUCACCCCUUCUCUGCGAACCAUCAACAGCCUGAUCGUAUCCCAGCUCACAUUCUCUAAUACACACAGACCAAGAGUGAAUCCCCUUACAUCAUUUUCUGAGUCCUACUCCUGUUCAGAAAUUGAGGACUUAUCGGAUAAAGGGGAAAAAAUUUUUCCAAAGUCUCUGUGUAGACCAGAGUCUAACUGUGGCCGCAUGAUGCCAAACAUCAUGUCCAUACAGGAUCUCCAGUUGAUUGAUGUCUGUGUUAAGCGACUACUGCAGCAUGUGGAAACAAGAGAGACUGAUAGGAAGUUUGUUGUAGCCUAUAGGGUUUUUGGUCAGCUUGUAAAGAUUGCACUUACUUUAAAUGCAGGUUCACAGGCAAAUGGACCUUCCAGUUCAAACCUGUUGACAAUUCCCAAAUCUCGAUCUGCAUCCCUAUCUUUAACAUCUCAUCACGUUGGACCCAGACGGGCAGGUAUUUCUCCUAGCCUCAGUCCUGUGAAUUCCCCAAUUCAUGGUCCUGGGUCAAUAACUGGUUUUAACCGCUCACCGGUGGAAUUUCCUGAUACGGCUGACAUACUGACCAAACCCAGAGUGACCCUCCAUAAACCAAUUGGAUACACACUCAGUUCUCCAGAUUUUCAGCAAUCUUUUAGAAUGACCAGUAGUGCUCUCUGCAGCAGUUGUGGACGACAUAUGCUUAGAUCAGUGCAAAACAUUGAUUUAGGAGAAAGCAGUUUGCAGUCAGUUGCAGAAUCGCCCUGUACCAAAACACAAGACGAAGAUACAGCUCCUGACGAUGGAAUUAAAGUUGAACACACAUCUGGAGCUGACAGAAAGGAACAAUUAGAAAAUGAAGGAUCCAUGAAAUUUAUAAGUAAUGAGGACCAGCAGACGCAAGCGCAAAAUAAUCAGUCUGGGCAGCUGCCAGAACUUUCAGUUGAGCUGAUAGAAGGGCAAGGCACUGACUUAUGCAUGGAAAAGCUAAAUAAUUGGAACUUUCCCAUUUUUGAACUUGUAGAGAUGACAGGUGGACAAUCUGGAAGAAUUCUUAGUCAGGUCAUUUACUCCCUGUUUCUUGAUACUGGCUUAUUUGACCUCUUUAAAAUCCCCAUUCGGGAAUUCAUAAGCUACUUUCGUGCACUGGAAAAUGGUUAUCGUGACAUUCCUUACCACAAUCGUGUCCAUGCCACUGAUGUGCUUCAUGCUGUUUGGUACUUAACUACUCGACCUAUUCCAGGAUUCCAGCAAAUAAACAAUGAUCAUGUAAUGGGAAGUGAUACAGAUUCUGAUAGCGGAAUAUCACCAGGCCGGGUUGCCUACAUGUGUUCCAGAAGUUGUGCCAUUUCUGAUGAUAGCUGUAACUGUCUUGCGUCAAACAUCCCAGCCCUGGAGUUAAUGGCACUUUACGUUGCCGCUGCCAUGCAUGAUUAUGAUCAUCCUGGACGUACAAAUGCAUUUUUAGUAGCAACAAAUGCACCCCAAGCUGUCCUUUAUAAUGACAGAUCUGUCUUGGAGAAUCACCAUUCUGCCGCUGCAUGGAACUUGUUUAUGUCCAGUUCAGAGUUCAACUUCUUGGCAAAUCUGGAUCAUGUUGAGUUCAAACGUUUUCGUUUCUUGGUGAUUGAAGCAAUCCUUGCGACUGAUUUGAAAAAGCAUUUUGACUUCCUUGCUGAGUUUAACUCAAAGGUAAAUGAAGUCAAUAAUCCAGGAAUUGAUUGGACCAAUGAGAACGAUCGCCUGUUAGUGUGCCAGGUGUGCAUAAAACUGGCCGAUAUCAAUGGCCCUGCAAAGAUGAGGGAGUUGCAUCUGCAGUGGACAGAAGGCAUUGUCAAUGAAUUCUAUGAGCAGGGAGAUGAAGAAGCAAGUCUUGGGUUACCCAUUAGCCCUUUCAUGGACCGGUCUUCGCCUCAGCUAGCUAAGCUGCAGGAAUCUUUCAUUACACAUAUUGUAGGUCCCCUGUGUAAUUCCUAUGCUGCUGCAGGAUUACUACCAGGUCAGUGGGUGGAUGAUGAUGAUACUGAUCCAGAAUGUGGUGAGGAUGAUGAUGAUGCAGAAGAUUUAGAAACUGAAGAUGAAAUAGAUGAUGAGGACCUUGAUAUUCCAACAAGGCAGGGGAAGAAAAGAAAAGGAAGGCGGAGAAUCUUCUGCCCGAUUUUGCAUCACCUCACAGAAAAUCAUAACCUGUGGAAGAAAGUCAUUGAAGAGGAGGAACAUGAACAGCAAUGCAAGUCAGAGUUAAAUAUACAACAAACAGAUAACGCAUCUUUACCUCAAACUUCAGAUGAAAUCCAGGUAAUUGAAGAAGCAGAUGAAGAGGAAGAGAGACAACAAGGGGAGGAGAGACAGUGCUGAGAAGAGAAGAUGCAGUGCUAAUUAAACAAUAUAUUAAAGCCUCACUCUGCUGAUACCAGAGACUGAUAUACUUCUUUGUUAAAAGGCCUUAAUACUGUGAGAGGAUUCUAGCACUCAGCAGAAUCCCACUCAUAUGCACUUUCACCCAUGGAAAAAUUCGUGUAUACCCUGGAACAAAGCCCUUGUGCCCUGUGGUGUCCAAAUGUUUUCAUGUUGAUGCUGCCUUUCAGAAUGAAGAGUGCUCAGUUUCCAUGUGGUACUGGAGGAUGUUGCAAAAACUUCAGCUUAGCAACUGCUGUUACCAAAGUGAAUUACAAGUUUACUGUGUUCCAUUAGUAAGGAAGAAGGUGGACGUUAAGCACGUAUCAGAUGUCCAGCAUCUAUAUCAGGUGGACUUGAAAAUUAUGGAUUUGUGUCUGUAGCAAUUCAGAAUGGAGCACUUCAGUAAAGAGCCUUGUUGUAAGGGCCCCUGAUUUUUUUUUCUCUGAAAGUAUCUGCUUUAAUGCAGGUAAAAUCCGUGUAGAAUCCUUGUCUCAUUAUUUGACUGCAGAAAAGAAUGUUAGUGACUAAAAAUUCUAGCUGCAUCAUUUUUUUUGAUGCUUUUUAAUGUACAAUUUGCCUUGUUAGGUUUUGCCUUUCUUGUGCUGGAAGUAACCAGAAAUGCACAGUGGCCAAGCAUUUCAGUUUGCCCGAACAUAAUUGUUCUGUAAUAGAACAGUGGAGUAAUGUUAAUGAUGAAGGGAUUUUUAAUGUUAUAGUUCUCUUCUCACUGCAACUCAGGAUCCAUGCUAAGAUACAUGAAGCAAUGCCAUUGAAAUUAUGCAGGUUGAAAGAAAAAACAGUUGAUGUAAUUAACAUGUUAUUUUGAGUCUACUUUUGUUUGGGAAAUUCAUCUGGUCUUUCAUGUCACAUACCAUACACAGACUUUCUCACUUAUAUAUCCACAUUGCUAAUAAUAUGCGUUGGUUAUUGCACAUCGUGAGGCUGAAAGGUUACUGUGUAUUGCAAUCAGUAUACCUUGAAAAUGUAGUAAAAUACUUGCCAAUAUGAUUUCAAUAUGUUGGAGUAUGUCAUACAUAUAGUAUGUAGUUCUAUUUUUUCACAGUAGAAACUCUAGACAUUCCACAAGGGCAUCGUACCUACUCAGAACUAUUUAUCUGCAAACUCAUCCAGUGUAAAUAUGGUUGCAAAGAAGAUGCAUGUACAGCUUUUACACAAUAUUUGUAAGUUAGUUUAGGCUGCAGGUAUGUAAUUUUCUUAUGCAGACUGUACAAAUAGCUACUGGAAUGGUUGUGCACCUUUUUAAUACCAAACAAGUGUUUUUAGUUAUGCACAGAAUGCCUACAUUAUAUAAAAAAUUAAUUCAUCUGAAAA
Molecule: messenger RNA, 5066 nt
Organism: Rhincodon typus (whale shark)
Lineage: Eukaryota; Metazoa; Chordata; Chondrichthyes; Orectolobiformes; Rhincodontidae
Gene: pde3b
Product: phosphodiesterase 3B
Exons: 16
Coding region: 324-3692 (1122 amino acids)
Biological process (GO): signal transduction
Cellular component (GO): membrane
Molecular function (GO): 3',5'-cyclic-AMP phosphodiesterase activity; protein kinase B binding
Source: RefSeq, a predicted model, not a curated record